Malus domestica (apple) is the source of this 1790-nucleotide messenger RNA. Its product is annotated as AP2-like ethylene-responsive transcription factor PLT2. Gene Ontology annotation, molecular function: DNA binding; DNA-binding transcription factor activity. The record is from RefSeq and is a predicted model, not a curated record. Gene Ontology annotation, biological process: regulation of DNA-templated transcription. NCBI's taxonomy places the organism in Eukaryota, Viridiplantae, Streptophyta, Magnoliopsida, Rosales, Rosaceae.
AUGAAUUCAAACAACUGGCUUUCCUUUCCUCUUUCUCCUACUAAUUCUUCCUUGCCAUCACAACUCCACCCUUCUCAUUCUCAUCAGUUCUCUCUAGGGUUAGUAAGUGAUACCAUGGAUUUCCAAAACCAAGAGUGGCAUUUGAUUAAUACUCAAGGAAGCGACGAAGUUCCAAAGGUGGCUGAUUUUCUUGGCGUGAGCAAAUCCGAGAACCACUCAGAUCUUGUAGCCUUCAACGAUAUUCAGGCCAAUGAUUCUGUCUCCGACUACUUAUUCCCGAGCAACAACAUAGUCUCUGUACAAAACACCGUUGUAGACAAUUCUAGCAACUUUGAUUUCCAAGAAAAAUCCAACAGCCUCCAAUCGUUGACUCUCUCAAUGGGAAGUGGCAAGGGUUCUUCAGCAUGUGAAACCAGCACCGAUAAUACCAGCGUUACCACUGUGGAAGCUCCCCCAAGGAGGACUUUGGACACAUUCGGACAAAGAACGUCUAUUUAUCGUGGUGUAACAAGGCAUAGGUGGACAGGAAGGUAUGAAGCUCAUCUUUGGGAUAAUAGUUGCAGAAGGGAAGGACAAUCCAGGAAGGGCCGCCAAGUCUACUUGGGUGGGUAUGACAAAGAAGAGAAAGCAGCUAGGGCUUAUGACUUGGCUGCACUAAAGUAUUGGGGAACAUCUACAACUACAAAUUUUCCAAUCAGUAACUAUGAGAAGGAGGUGGAGGAGAUGAAGAACAUGACAAGACAAGAAUUUGUGGCAGCCAUUAGAAGGAAAAGCAGUGGCUUUUCUAGGGGAGCGUCCAUGUAUCGUGGAGUUACAAGGCAUCACCAACACGGACGAUGGCAAGCAAGGAUUGGCAGAGUUGCCGGAAACAAAGAUCUAUACUUGGGAACUUUCAGUACUGAGGAGGAGGCAGCUGAAGCUUACGACAUAGCAGCAAUAAAAUUCCGAGGCCUAAACGCCGUAACCAACUUCGACAUGAGUCGAUACGACGUGAAGAGCAUUUUGGAGAGCAAUACUCUCCCCAUAGGAGGAGGGGCAGCAAAGCGUCUCAAAGAGGCUCAAGCAUUGGAAUCUUCCAGAAAACGUGAAGAAAUGAUAGCUCUCGGCUCCACCUUUCAGUAUGCGGCUGCAGGAGCCGCCAGUUCAUCAACAUCAGCCAGUCGUAAUUUUCAAGCCUACUCUUUGUUGCAGCCUCAGUCAACCCUUGAUCAAAAUGUACAACAAUCCCAGCCUCUACUAACUCUCCAAAACCAUGAUAUUUCUCAGUACAUCCACCAUCAUGACCCUUCUUCAUACCAAAAUUACAUUCAAACCCAGCUUCAGUUGCACCAGACCCAGCAGCAAUACCAUCCUACCCAGCAAUUCUAUAAUAGUUAUGGACUUCAGAGUACACACCCAGCUUUGCUUCAAGGUCUCAUGGACAUGGGUUCUUCUUCUGGCGUGAUGGAUCACAACAGUGGAAGCUCUAGUGGGAGCUAUAGUGCUGGAGGGUAUUUAGGGAAUAUUGGAAUUGGGUUGGCUUCAAAUUCAACAGUAAACAAUGGAGUGGGUUCAGCAGAAGAGCUCGCACUUGUGAAGGUUGAUUAUGAUAUGCCUAAUGGAGGAGGGUAUGGGUAUUUUUACAAUGUGGAAUGACUGAGGCUCGGAUACUGAGAUAUUGUAUGGGGAGAUUAGUAAUCUUGCGGUGGGGGAGAUUAGUAAUUUGUGAUCGGGGGGACUUGAGGAUGGAUAGGAACAGUUUACUACCCCUUUUUUUGGGUGAUUCUGAAGUAACAGGAGCUGAUUUUCAA